GGACCUGUCGGCCAACCUCUUCACGGGGCGCCUCGAGACCUUCCUAGCGCCCUUCACUUCCAUCAAGACUCUCAACUCCCUCCGCCUCAACCUGAACUACUUCUCGGGAUCCUUCCCAUCCACCAUCUCCGCCCUCACCGCCCUCACAGAGCUGCGGUUGAACCUGAACUACCUGACGGGCAGCAUGGCGGCGGUGCUGCCGGCGAGCCUCAAGGUGGUGGACGUGUCCAGCAACUACCUGGUCGGCUCCUUCCCCCCCUCCACCGCCACCACCGUCACCUGCGCCAGCAACUGCCUGCAGGACUCCUCCAAGUGCCCCAGCGGCACGGUCCAGCGCGCUGCCGCCGCGUGUGCCAUCUGUGACACGCCCGAUGGCACGGGCAGGCUGUGUGGCGGCGGCAUCUGCACGCCCAACACCACGGACGCCCUCGCGGGCAAGCUCGUCAACUUUGGCACGUCGUCGCUCUUCUGCCUCGGCGCCUCCAUGGACCCCCCCAUGGCGGCGGCGCUGCUCAACAUGAGGGCGUCGCUGGGGGUGACGUUCACGGACUGGGCGCUGGACUCGCCCUGUACCAUCCAGGGCCAGCCGCCGCUGCCAGGCGCCUGGUCCAACAUCGUCUGCAACGCCACCGGCAAAGUCAUGUCGCUCAAUGUGCGCUCCAACCUGCUGGAGGGGCGGCUGGACGUGUUUGCCGCCAACUUCAAGGCGCUCUCGUCGCUCAAGGAGGCCUACCUGGACUUCAACUGGCUCACAGGGCCCAUCCCCUCCACACUCGUCACCAUCGCCACCCUCUCCUCCUUUGAAGCGAGCUACAACUAUCUGUACGGCGCCAUGCCGGCGCCGGGUGCGGCGCUCAAGGCGGUGGCGCUGGACGGCAACUGGCUCUCGGGCACCUUCCCCGGCGCCGCCUUCUCCUCCUGCUCCGCCACCGCCAACUGCCUCGCUGCCAUCGGCGCCUGCACCACGCUCGGCACCGUACAGCGCACCGCCGCUGCGUGCGCCGUGUGCAACAGUGCGGACGGGUCGGGCACGGUGUGCGGCGGGGGCACGUGUGCGCCCAACACCACUGUGCCGCUCAACAGCAGCGCUCCCAACAACGCCACGGCGCCGCUGCUGCCGCGCUUCUGUGUGGGCGUGGCGCUGGACGCGGCGCAGGGCGGAGUGCUGCUGGCGCUCAAGGCGUCGCUGGGCGUCUCCUUCUCUGAUUGGACCGCCGCCACGCUCGCCGCCCCCAAGGCCACCUCCCCCACGCCCAAGGUGGGGCCGAAGCGGCGGUGGCUGCUAGGGAGGGGGGCGGGGGUGCAGUACGAGUGGAAGGCGGUGGGGUCGUGCACCAUCCAGGGCCAGACGCCCAUGCCCGGCUCCUGGCCCGCCGUGCGCUGCUCGCCGCUCGGCCAAAUCCUCAGCCUGGACCUGAGGAGCCAGCUGUUGAGCGGCACUCUGCACUCCGACAUCAGCAAGCUCUCCACCCUCACCACGCUGCGCCUGUCGUCCAACCUGCUCUUCCACCGCCUCGACUCCUUCCUCCUGCCGCUCACGCCCACCGCCUCCCUCAAGGAGCUUCACAUCAGCUUCAACUGGUUCUACGGCACCGUCCCCACCACCAUUGUCAACAUGCCCGCCCUCGCUGCCCUCAUGAUGGGCAACAACUACCUGACGGGCGAGGUGCCGAAGCCAGCGGCGGUGCUCAAGGCGCUGGGCGCGGAGUACAACUUCCUGUCGGGCACCUUCCCCGCCGCCACGCUCGCCUUCUGCUCCGCGCGCGCCAACUGCUUCCUCGACGCCGCCGCCUGCUACAGCGUCGACGGCACGGACCAGCGCGGCGCGGCGGGGUGCAGCGUGUGCGGGUCGGCGGCGGGGCAGGCGCCGCUGUGCAGCGGGGCCGUGUGCACGCCGGACCCGUCGGCGUAUGUGGCGUCCAAAGUGCCCAACAGCGCCACCGCGCCCACACUCGCCCUCAAGUGCCCCUCGCUCGCCCUCGAUGCCAACUCCUCGGCGGCGCUGCUCAGCAUAGGGGCGGCGCUGGGAGUGACGCACACGGACUGGAGUGCGAGCAGCGGCUGCAGCAUCGUGGGGGAGGCCGCCUCGCCCAGCACGUGGCCGGGCGUCUUCUGCAGCGGCACCGCUCCCAUCCCCCGGUGCGCGGCACAGGAGCCUGGGGUACAACCUGCUGUACGGCCGCCUCACCACCCUCGUCUCCAACAUCACGCCGCUCACCUCCAUCCUCUCCCUGUGCGCCCCCUCGCCCCCCCCUCCUCCCCCUCCCACCCUCUCACAUGCCCCCCCCUCCUCCCCCUCCCACCUUCUCACAUGCCCCCACCUUCUCACAUGCCCCCACCUUCUCACAUGCCCCCACCUUCUCACAUGCCCCCACCUUCUCACAUGCCCCCACCUUCUCACAUGCCCCCACCUUCUCACAUGCUCCCACCUUCUCACAUGCCCCCACCUUCUCACAUGCCCCCACCCUCGCACAUUCUUCCCACCCUUUCACAUUCUUCCCACCCGCCUCCCACUGCUUCCAUCUGCAGUCCCCACACUCUGUCUCUGCAUGUCUCCACCCCCCUGGCCUCGGCCCUUUAUGACACCACCUCACUGUCCCACUAUCUGUGCUCACGUGCCCUCCUCCGCAUGUGUGCCGCCCUCGCCCGCGCGCCCGCCAGCAACCUCAACGCCAACUACCUCUACGACAGCGUGCCCUCCACGCUGCUCAACAUGCCAUCGCUCACAGAAAUGUCAGUUCCUCCUACCCCCACGGAUUACACCUACAUUCUUUAG
Molecule: messenger RNA, 2776 nt
Organism: Closterium sp. Naga37s-1
Lineage: Eukaryota; Viridiplantae; Streptophyta; Zygnematophyceae; Desmidiales; Closteriaceae
Source: the annotation of a GenBank genome assembly